Molecule: messenger RNA, 5275 nt
Organism: Bicyclus anynana (squinting bush brown)
Lineage: Eukaryota; Metazoa; Arthropoda; Insecta; Lepidoptera; Nymphalidae
Gene: mbl
Product: protein muscleblind
Exons: 9
Coding region: 1068-2456 (462 amino acids)
Molecular function (GO): metal ion binding
Source: RefSeq, a predicted model, not a curated record
AUAUAACUUUGAAGGGACGUCCAAAACUAUUUUUUUUAUAAAAAUUGACGUACACAUUGAAAUAAUUUCACUAAAAAAAUACUGGCGAUUAUACUAAUGCGUAUAUUGUAACCCAAUAAAUUAUGACAUUAUUAAUUAAUAAUACCUUACAUUUUAUUAAAGUUUAUAAAUAAAAAAAAAAUUACUAUAUCGGUAAUUUUAUCGGUAAUUUUACACAUAAAUACUACAAAAAUUCUUGGUAAUAAAAUGAAUGUAAUGUAAAAUAUGUUUAAUCACUGACCUUGUCACUGUAGUCACACUGUAGUGCAGAAUAAACAAAGAAUGGACGGCCGUACAAUGUUAUGCCGGGCAUGCGCUCAAGUCAGCUGCUGCUUAGCUUGCUGUUUCGUAUCGCGCUUCUUGCCCGCUUUCAAUGUUUUCCGUUUUAUUUUGUUAUUUCUGUAAUGUAAACCAAUUUUUUAACUAACAUUUAUCUGUUUCGUUAAUGUGAAUGAUAUUGUGCCGUAUAAUAGUGGUGUUAGCCGACAGACAGCAGAUGAAACAAGAUUUUGGCUCGGAGUCAUACAAUAAUUUCAAGGAGCUCGCCUUUUAAAGUUGAGCCCCGCACCGCACCGGCUUGCUCGCUGACCGCCGAGCCGCUAACUCGCUUUUUUCGCGCCCUACCGUCGCCCGCCCAGAACCGCACCGGCCGCCGCCUCCGCAAUGCUCGCGCACCAAGCACCUAUCGCCCUCUACUAAACCGUCAACAUCGACAAGAACGCGUGUGAUAAUAAUAAUUUAAUACUUGCCUAAAUAAGCUUGCAACGUCGGUGUCUUUAAUUCUAACAUAAUUGUAAGAUUAAUAUAUAGUAAUUAAUAUUUGUCGUACCGCGCGCAAACCGCCGCGGUUUUCGUGUUCCUACGCGUGUGCGGUUAGGAGUAGUGUGUGUAGUGUCGGGUGCCGCCGCCGCCGCGCGCCGCAGUGAGAGUGCACCCGGGGCGCGCCCGCGCUCGCUCCGCCGCCUAUGCGCCGCACUCGCUCAGCGUAAUAGUGCGCGCUCUCCCUCACCCCGGACACAGUGACAACGAUGGCAACCAUGGUGAACAUGAAUAGCCUCCUCAACGGCAAAGACUCACGUUGGCUCCAACUCGAAGUGUGCCGCGAGUUCCAAAGGAAUAAGUGCUCCCGACCCGACACCGAGUGCAAGUUCGCGCACCCGCCGGCCACCGUCGAGGUACAGAAUGGAAGGGUCACCGCUUGCUACGACAGUAUCAAGGGACGGUGUAACCGAGAGAAGCCCCCCUGCAAGUACUUCCAUCCACCACAGCAUCUCAAAGAUCAGUUGCUCAUCAACGGACGGAAUCACUUAGCACUAAAGAACGCCUUAAUGCAGCAAAUGGGCCUGACGCCGGGCCAGGUGCUCCCUGGCCAGGUCCCGACUGUGGUGGGCGGCGUGAGCGGCGCGGGAGCGGCUGCCGGCCACCUCGCCGCGCUGGAUCCCAUCAGUCUCGCCCUGCUCGCUCCGCAGGCGACGUCGCCCUACCUGUCCGGCGUGCCCGGGGUGGGCUCCACGUACGCGCAGUACUACGCGCCGCAGCUGAUGCCGGCGGUGCUGGGCCACGACCCCACGGGCGCGGCGGCCUCGCCGCUCGGCGUCAUGCAGCAACCUGUGCUGCAGCAGAAGCUGCCUCGCACCGACCGCCUCGAGACGGCCGUCGCGACGCAGCAGCCGGCAGCGAGCGCGACUUCGGAGCCGGGCAAGAAACGUCCGGCGCCCGCCGAGCUCGAGCCGCCCCCGAUGGACAUGAAAAGCGUCGGAUCUUUCUAUUACGAUAACUUCGCCUUUCCCGGGGUGGUGCCGUACAAACGACCCGCCGCCGACAAAGCCGGGAUGCCCGUGUACCAGCCGGCGACGACGUACCAGCAACUGAUGCAGCUGCAGCAGCCGUUCGUGCCCGUGUCAUGUGAGUACCCCGCGCCCGCCUCGUCCGCCCCGCCGGCCGCGGUGACGGCGGUGUCGGGCGCGUCCGCGCCGCCCGCGCCCGCGCCGGCCCCGCAGCCCGCGCUGCCCGCGCUGCCGCCCGCGUUGCCGCCCGCGCCGGCGCCCGCGCAGCCCCCGUCGCCGCCCGCGCCCGGCGCCGAGCCCGCGUCCGAUGCCGCCGCCAUGGCCAAGGAGGUGGCGCAGAAGAACUACGCGGCCGCGCUGGUGCUGGCGGCGCAGCAGUCCGCCAUGGCGCACGCGGCCGCCGCCUACACGCAGCAGGCGUACAAGGCCCGCGCCGCCGCCAUGCCGGGGCUGGUGCGCGCGCCCUACAUGAUGCGGCCGGGCUGGCCCGCGCAGCCCAUGCACAUGCCCGCCUUCUACCAGCAGCCGUACAUGUACGCGAUGCCGCCGCCCACGCCGCCCGCGGCCGCGGCGGCGGCGGCUGCGGCGGCGGCGGCCGUCAACCCCUACAAGAAGAUGAAGACGACCUAAGGGGCGCGGGCGGGCCGCGGCCGGAGGGGCGCGGGGCGCGGGGUCUCCGCGUAGAGACUCGUACGUGUGCGGUCCAGUGUGGCCCCGGCCUGUCGGGGCUUUAGCGCUAGGCGUGUUGUCACAUUUGUAUUGUAUUAUUGUAAGGACGAAGCGAGCGGUCCCCGCGUCGCGGAUGUCUAGGUAGUUUUACGCUAUAUAUCUAUUCUAUUAUGUAUCUACUCACUUAUCGAUUUAUCUUAUGCGUGUAUAUUUCUCGUACUACGAUCCCGGUAAUAAUAACGCUUGAAUGCAUGUCUGUACGUUUUUUAUUACCUCUCGUUGAUCGUCGUGUAUCGCAUCGGCGCUCGAGCACCGAGCUCGUCGCCGCCCCACACCCGCUACGUACACGCUUAUCCCGAAGGAGCUCCGCAGGGCGCGCUUUGGCCAUGCGCGGCUCGGCGGCAGCCCGCCCCCCGACACCUAACACAGCCGCCUUCUAAUUUUCGCAUGGAUAGAACCCACCACCCCGUAUAUACGUUUGGCUCAUCAGGUACUUUACUCAUUAUUCUAGUGCUCCCGUGUGUGCUAAGUGUGCCGGCGUGUCGUCGUAGUGCGGAGUCGACGAGCGUCGCUCCUGCGUUUUCAUUGAGUCGCACUUCUUUCUAUUUAUUUUUAACGCUUUCUGUUACAUGCCUUCCGAAUGACCGCUUCGGCUGUCGUCCGCAUUACAUACUUUUGUCGCUUUUUGUUUCGGGACGGCAGGCUGCGCGCCGCCCAACGCUCCCUAUGUGGAGUACACGGACGAGCGCGGACAGGUAACGAGUGCGUGCCCCGCUUGCUCCCACACACGCACUCCCCGAGCGGCGCUGGCAUGUGGCUAAACACAUUAACGCUAACUCCUGGUCUACAUCACCGUUUCUCUCGCCCUAGCUGCUCCCCGGCACUCCAUCUACUGUGAUCACGGCUCAAGUGUGGCUCUCUAACUGAUUCGCAUAUCGCCUUUCUCUCCUUUGCGGCUUGUAAACCUUUUUUUGCCGGCACUCGAUUAUGUUUCAUACGACAAAUAAUAGGGUGUUUGACUGGUAUUAUAUAAGUAAUAGUAGAAGAGGAUUUUUGUUUUACUAUUAAAUGAUUCGAUUUCGGCUAGCCCAUAAUUAUAUUAGUCAAUUUGAUUAUACGAAGAAAAUAUCAGAUACAUAUACUCGUAGAGUUUAGAGUAUACAUGAAUAAUGGAAUUGAUUUAAUUGGAUCAAGUUUUGACUUAUAGUAAGAGAUAAAUUAUGAAAACUGCACGACAUUUAUUUGUGUAAUCGAUAGAUGUACAUGUUUUUUUUAAACUUAUCAGAAAAAAAAUCGCACAAAAAAUAAGCUCAAAAAAAUAGCUAAAAGUUGAAUAUGUACAUAUUAAGUAUAGCAUGUAAGACAAAGUAUCUUGAUUAAAGCGGACUGUGACUUUAAGAAGAAAUGAAAAGAUUUUUUAAUGAUCAUGGUCAAACACCCUAUUCUCACAAAUAAUAAAAAAAACAACAAUAUUAACACAAUGCUAAACAUCGGACUGAACUAUUAGUUAAAAUAACUUCAUAUAACUAGAUCUGCGAAAUAAUUGAAAACACUAUGACUUACCUACAUCCAAAAUUUUUUCUUGCUUUGACGAGUGCGCUUAAGUAGUAACAAAUAGUUGUGCUUUAGGCGAUAUUCGGUAGAUUAAGCGCUUACUGGACAGCGGCCUAUAAUUCGCCACUCGGGCUUUCAUAACAGGUAAAGGUGCGCUUGUGUCGGCUCGACACGACUAUAUAUUCCUGUAUCGCUUAACGGUCGGUCGGGAAGUGUUUGUUCCUCGAAAGCCUCUAAUAACCGUCACGUGUUAGUGAACAGACCACCUGAACGUUCUGUGCCAAUGUUACUCGGUGUCUGAUAUUGAUGGCAUUGCUUAUCUCGCAGAUCAUACUAUAUAUCGAUGUCAUCAUCACAUCAAUCAUUUUUAGUCAUUGUGCUGUAACCGUAUCGAUUAUUAUUUAUAUAUAUUGUAUUAAACAGUUGAUGCUACAACUUACUUGUUGACGAUUUUUAGUUUUGUAUAGUGAAACAUACUCGCUUUCAAAUGUGGAAGAAGUCACUCUACAGUAUUGCCUUGCUUACACCCGGUAAGAUAUAAUCAGCUUACUAUAAUAUCCUCUAUAUAAGUGAUUUCCUGUAUGUUGCCUAUACUGAAAACCGCAUGACCUAUCGCAUCGAAUACUAUCUUGUUACUUGUAAAUAUUUAAACAGCAACAAAUGCGAUGUCUUUCACAUUUAUGAUUGCAUUUAUUUUUCUAUUACAAAAAUCUGUGGUAAUUUCAGUAAAGGUUAAAUUAUUGUAUUAAUAAAAAAAAAUAUUGAAGCCGCUGAAAAUGUUCCGUCAAUGAAUGACUGUGCAUUUGCUUAUUAUGAAAUUUGUGAAUUUGUAUUUCGACCUUUAGUUUACCUCUUGUUGUAUGUUGAAGUGAAGUCAAUUCCUUGGCGGAAGCUCACCUCCAGCAGUAUCAACUAUCAAUCGCUAAAGGGGGUCUUAUUUUUCACUAAUUUUAAGCUAAAAUGCUUUUUAAAUAAAUAUAUAUUCUAAUGCGUAGUUGGUAGUUGAAUUGAUGGUGGUGAAACGUGAGAAAUCAAAGUGUGUGCCAUACAUAUUUCGGAACGUGCGCUUCGGAGCGAUCGUCCGAAGCAGUCGCGCGUUCUUUGUGCGCGGGCCAAUUAGCCACUUUGAGUUUUCCCGUACAAUGCUUUAAAGUGCUUCGCCGUCGCGGCUUCAGUUCCUCGCUUGAGAUUCGUUGAAGCCUCUCUGAUGCCUUACUUGAAGUACU